AUUAUUUUAUAUGCAUUAGCAAAACAAAGUUUCUCCAUUAUUUCUACAUGUCUUUUACUUAACAUCGUUUAUGCUGUCAGUGUUUCUCAUGUUGUGAGCGGUUGUGUUUAAAGGUACACCAACCCCCCACCCAAUACUCUGACAACUAAGAGCUUUAGAGCACCAUAAAAUGCUGACAAUGUCUAUGACCAUGAACAGAGUCAUGGUGAAAGCAUUUGUGUUUAGAUAUGACAUCCAUUUAUUUUAUUUCUUUACUAUUAUUAUUAUUUCUGUACUUUUUACAGUCCAUUGUAGAUCCUGGGAGGCAGAGCUCCAUGAGUGUGUGUGAGUUGUUUGAAUAUAUACCAUAAGAUUAUUAGAUGUAGCAGUGAUGAGCAGAGCCAUGUGGUGAAACUCGUGGGGUAACUUGCAGCUUUUUUACUGUUUAUAGUAAAACGUGAAAUGGCGUAGCUUGCGUUCCGAACUUUACCUUGUCAAUCAGUUGUUUUACGACUACGGACAAAUCUUUUGUAGAUUUUAUUUUGUAAUCCCACCUCGUACAUGGAGCUCUGCGUCAGAUCGGAUUCGUACACUGGUGUCGUUACUGGAUGAUAUGUGGAGAAGCGACGCAUCUCCUGCUUGCUCUUUCACUCCGUAAUCAAAUAGAACAAGUCCAAUUUCUGCUUCUGCACCUGAGCUCCGGAUUUAUUGCCACGACAAUCACGUGGGUGUCCGCUCUGCAGUCUUCACUGCUUUCCUUCACAGACAGAAACACUAAACAUAAACACAAAAUUUCUCACAAAUAUCCAAAAUCAGAGAUUUAUCGUCUGAUUUCGUCUGACAUGUUUUAAAGCACUUAUUUGGGCCAUCGCAUCUACAGUAGAGGGGAAGACGUCUGAUCUGAUACCAAUAACAAUUCUAAUAACCAUUUUAAUGCAGCAGUUUUUUAAUAGGAUUUCAGAUUACAGCUAAUCCCAAUCACAUUACGAUACACAGAAUAACACUGAAACCCGUUCUGAUCAACACACUCAAGAUCACUAGUAAUCUGGGAAUAAUUCUGAUAAUGAUUACCAAUAACAAUUACGAUUAUGGUAAUGAUUAUUCUUACAGGUCUGAUGAAGUGUAAGAUCAAAAUGAUGAUAAUUGUUAUAACGGUAAUAAUUAAAACUCAAAGUCUAAGAAAAAGAUCACAAUUAUAUUGUAUAGUUGAUCAUCAGCACAUUCCUAAGCAAAAAAUUAUUUGAAAAUAGGUAUUUUUAUUUGGUGCAGGCCUGGAUGUGUGUGCGCGUGUGCGUGUGUGCGUUCGUGUGCGUUUGUGUGUCCUUUCGCAGAUAUCCAGAUGUGAAUCAUGUGCAGACUGGAACCAAUUUCAUUCCUCAUCAGUUUCUCAUAGAAGUACGACAGUGAAAGCAUGUUCAUACCGAUGCCUGAGCAGAACCAGGACUUUGUGCCAGUGAACCAGUUUCCAAGCCCCAAACAGACUGCAGCUCAAUGGAAGAGAGAAACUCUUCCUCAUCCAGACUCCCAUCGACUGCCACACUGGCAGUCUUACCCGGUUCCUGGCAUCAGUGAUGAGGACUUCAACAUUCCUCCCAUCACCCCUCCCUCUCUCACCCACCUGGUGGACCAGGAGUCCGGACCGUACCACCCGCUGUGCUCCCCUUCCCCUCACACGCUGCACCCAUUCAGCAUGCAGGGAAUGGAUCUGCCCAACAUGACUGCCCCUGGACAGGACACCAGCCUUCUCGGAAACUCCUCUCUCUCAGUGAUGCAGCAGAUGGUGAACUCAGAUUCGCGAUACGGCGGCCGUCCUCACGGGGACGCUCUCAGACCCAGAUUGAUGUCAGGAAUGGUUCCUCAGGGUCAGCUGACCCCUGGCAACCAAUCACAACUCGGCACUCAGCCGGCCAUGAGUGGGAACGGUGGGAAUAACGGGAACAGCGGUGCUCGCGGAUCACCUUCUCCUCCAGAAAGCAAGUCAGCCACGCCCUCUCCUUCCAGCUCUGUCCACGAGGAUGACGCAGAUGAGGCUGUGAAGAGUGGAGCAGAGAAAAGAGCAGCUACAGAUGUGGCAAAAAAACCCAAAACUCCCAAGAAGAAAAAGAAGAAAGACCCGAAUGAGCCUCAGAAACCUGUCUCAGCAUACGCUCUGUUCUUCAGAGACACACAGGCUGCCAUCAAGGGCCAGAACCCCAACGCCACCUUUGGAGAAGUGUCCAAGAUCGUGGCCUCCAUGUGGGAUGGCCUGGGGGAGGAGCAGAAACAGUUGUAUAAGAAGAAGACUGAGACUGCAAAGAAGGAGUAUCUGAAACAGCUGGCCGCAUACAGAGCCACGCUCGUCUCACAGAGUUACAGUGAGCCGGGUGAUGUCAAAGUGUCCCAGGCGUCCCAGAUGCUUGGCCCUAAACCCCCGUCAUUCCAGUCACAUCCUGGGCUCUACAUGGCUCCUCCUUACUCCCAGCAGCCCCAUCUGUCCUCCAUGCAGCACGGACUGGCCCGGGGAGGCACCUCUAGGCCCGGCUCUAACCUCACCAUGGGCAACAUGGCGGCCACGACGCCUCCUCCACUUCAGAUCAGCCCCCCGCUGCACCAACAUAUCAGCCUGCAGCAACAGAUGGGCAGCCAUAGCAUGCCCCUGCACUCUCCGUCUAUGGCCCAGGGGUUUCCACUUCAGGCUGAGUAUCAGAGUUUGAUCAGUGUGUCGGCUCCAUCCAUGGACUAUCGCACAGGCUGCAGAAGCGGACCGGCACAGGGGCUCGACUGGACCACUGACUACUGCACCAAUGGUGCUUUGCAGAGGGAUAAAGCUCUGUAUCUGACCUGAUGAAGACCUGAAUGAGAAAUCCUGCAGGAGCCAAGAGGCAGUUUACACUCCUCACAGUGACGGAUACACACCUUCUGUCCUGUCCACUCACACACAAACAUACACACACCUCACAAACACACACACCUCACACACACCUCACACAGAUGCACAGGUCUGUACGUGUGUGUGUGCACGAUUGUUGCUCUUUCCUCAUCACUCGCUCUGUAACAGAAGCGUGUAGUUCUGGGUUCUUUCGGGGUGAUAAGGAUGUAACCUGUAGGAUAAAGUCACGUUCAUUUCACUCGCAGGGCUUUAAAUACACACCCUGCUGCUGUCAGACCACGUUAAUGUAGACACGUGUCACUGUGAGUCUGUCAGCCGUAAAGCACUUACACACACAAGCAUCUCAUUAUUAUUAUUAUUAUUAUUAUUAUUAUUAUUAUUAGUAUUAUCAGGUGACUAUAAUGGUGGGUAAUAGAACAUCUUUUCUUUUCUUUUAAAAUCAAAUAAAAAAAGUCAUAAUCACAGACACCAGUCCAGGUACCAGGGUUUAUAAACUCAGACACCAAGGCUUCCUCCUUAUACCGUCUCAGGGUCAGAAAUUUUCCUUGUCACACUCUUUAGGGAUAAACGUAUAAAUUCCAACUUUUAUAACGUCUUUAUCUCUGUACAGCUGCUUUGGGACGAUGUCCAUUGUUAAAAUCGCUCUACAAAUACAAACUGAAUUGAAUUGAAUCUGCGAAUCCCGUAGCUCCGCUGAAAUGACCCCAUCUAGAAAUGUGUGGCUAAACAGUUAGAAAUCACACUACCUGACUACUUCUUCAGGCAUAUAAAAAACAAGUCAAUAUUAAUAAUAUCAAUAAUAAUAAUAAUAUUAAAGGCUUAUGUGAACAUACAUCGAGAGGAAAAUGAAACCAAAACUGCUAAAUGUUUUAUUAGAGAAUAUGUGAAUGACUUCUUUACCCCUCUCUCUCUCUCUCUCUCUCUCUCUCUCUCUCUCUCUCUCUCUCUCUCUCUCUCUCUCACACACUCACUCACUCACUCACUCACUUCCCUGCCUUUAGAACCCGAGCUCUGUUGUGAUGAUGGAGUGAUUGAGUUCAUGGUUAAUGGCUGUGAACAGUGUAGUGGCUUCUUUCAGCCCUGAUCUCCUGUAAUUCCUGCUGUAAAUAGAGUCUGUGUGAUUAUUUCCCCACCAAAUCCCUCCUUCUUUUAGUUCCAGAAACAAUUUAAACACAAAAACAAAGGGAUGAACUUCAAAGGUCCAGAGAUGCUAAGCAUUGUUGUUUUUUAAUUAUGAAGAUCUGUGUACAGUCUGAGGUGUCCUGCAUGGGGGCACUGAGAAGUUAACAGGUUCUACAUUUCUCACACGGUCCAAAGGAUUUUUUUGAGAACCCUGAAAAGAAAGUGUAACGAUCCAAAGGAACCCUUUUACUGUUUUAUUCUGCAGCUUCUCCGUUUCUACAAAAAAGAAGUGGUUAUUUAGUUGACUCUUAAUAGUUAAAGCCUCCAACAGAGUCCUUUUCUUUUAGAACUGCUUUUAGAAAGUAGCGAUGAGGAACCACUGAGGAAUCGUAGCGCUUUUUAUGGCGCUAAUGCAGGCUUGCUACAUGUUUAGAAGUUCUAGCACUGGAGUUAAAGGUUCUCCAGUUCUCUCUUUCUCAUGGGUAUUUAAAGUUUUUUAUGUAGAAGCUUUAAAAACAAAUCAAGAACGCUUGGAACCUUGAGGAACCCAAAUGAUAACUUGAUGGUUUUUUUUGUUCUGAUCCCUUUUUCUAAAGUGUAAGACAGACAGAAACCUUCUCAAGUAUGCUCAAUGAACUUUCUUAACCACCUCAGCUGGGCAAUUUCUACUAAAAUCAGAAAUAGAAAUAAUUGGUUACAUCUAGAACCCGUGUUUCUCUGGGAAACUCAAUGUUUUCUGGAGAACCCUGUAACUGGGUUCUCUCCUUUAGAGCUUCAUUAUAUAAAUCUGAGGGCAUUUAAUGAUCCAAAGAACCCUUGAGGAACUUUUUUUUACUUUUUAUGUUGACUUUCUCACACCCCCUGAAGGAUACCGCUAUAAAACGUGUUGCCAUGGUUACGCAUCGGUGGGAAAAAAACCCGACUUAAUCCAAUUUUCCCCCCAGAAAUAUGCUAGCCUUAAAUGUUGUUCUUUGCUUGUUGUCAUGGUAACAUUCUCUGCCUUCAAAAGGAACCCAGUAAAUCAAGUUUUUAGAAUGUUUGUAAAAAUACAAUCAACAAAAUCUGUUGCUAGGCAACUGUGUUGUAGAACUAGCCAAUCAGAAACAAGCGUUUCCCCAUAGCUGUGGUUUAAUACAUGGUGUAUAAUUUUUUACGAUUAUUUUUGAUUAUACCUUUUAUUUGGACUGAACUCGUUAUUGCUCACUAUUUUGACCUAAAGGGGCAAAAAUAAAAUGUAUUUAAUAAAAUAAUAAAAAUUCCUGGCCUCUCUGGACUUUUGUGCAUAAUUUAAAUUUUUAAAAUGAUUUUAUUGCCAUAUCUUUUUCUUGGAUUUUUUUAAUGAUGUUGUUGCCAUCAGCUGGUGAAAUUAUUGGGAAAUGAAAUACAUUUAUUUUUUAUUAGCUGUUUUUGUAUGCUGCGGUUCUGCUGUAGGAAAUGUGAAGGUUCUGAUGCUGAUUGGAGGCAGAUUGGUGUUGAACCUCGGCAUACGGCUGAUCAUCUCCUCCCCCUCCACAUCGUAUCUACAGCAGAACCUCCUUCUACGCCUCGCAUUUGCACCUAUUUAUGAGGAAAACUAAAUGAGCUGUAGGUGUUUUUAUGUUAGGUUGAGUUUUUUUGUUGUUUAUCUUCCACACAACAAUGUGAAUAAUUCUUUAUUUAGUUUUUAUUGUGUUUGAAGAAUAAAAUCUGCAGAUCUGCAUAUUUUGUGCAGCAGUUGA
Messenger RNA from Silurus meridionalis, 5688 nucleotides. It is a transcript of the gene tox, whose product is annotated as thymocyte selection-associated high mobility group box. The record is from RefSeq and is a predicted model, not a curated record. NCBI's taxonomy places the organism in Eukaryota, Metazoa, Chordata, Actinopteri, Siluriformes, Siluridae. Gene Ontology annotation, biological process: leukocyte differentiation; regulation of transcription by RNA polymerase II. The transcript has 10 exons. Gene Ontology annotation, molecular function: chromatin DNA binding. Gene Ontology annotation, cellular component: nucleus. The coding region runs from base 1391 to 2803 and encodes 470 amino acids.